AUGGUGUGCUGUUUUGUUGCGUGUUGGUGUGUUGUGCUGGCAUGCAUUGUGUGGCGGCAUCGUGUGGCGACAGGGCUUAGUGUAGAGGUGUUGGCUGGAGGCCUGUGUCUGUCAGUCCGGUACCGGUCGGCUGGACAGGAUCCACUUGAAGUCCUAAUCUCAACAACCCACGACAAGCCCCUGCGUCCUGGUUUGCGGCCUUCGAAGGGUGUGCACUUGGGCCUGACCCAGGCCGAGACAGGCCCAACGACCGAUUAG
Protopolystoma xenopodis is the source of this 258-nucleotide messenger RNA. NCBI's taxonomy places the organism in Eukaryota, Metazoa, Platyhelminthes, Monogenea, Polystomatidea, Polystomatidae. The record is from the annotation of a GenBank genome assembly.